AUGUUUGAAUAUUUACCACAUAAAGGAUUUAAAUGGUCUGAUCCUGAUUGCUUUGAUACAGAAAGAAUUUUAAAAAUGAAAGACGACCAGAAAAAAGGUUAUAUUUUUGAAGUAGAUUUCAAAUACCCUGAAGAGCUUCAUGAUCUCCAUUCGGAUUAUCCAUUGGCUCCCGAAAAUGUAUUUGAUAAUAAAGAAUUACCAAAAUUAACAACAACUCUAUAUGAUAAGAAAAAAUAUAUUCUACAUUAUAGUAAUCUUAGGCUGUAUUUAAGUUUAGGUUUAAAAUUAAAGAAAAUAGACAGAGUAAUAGAAUUUGAACAAAAAGACUGGUUAAGACCAUAUAUUGAAUUAAAACUAAUCUUCGCCCAAAAACAGACAAUGAAUUUGAAAAAUAUUAUUACAAGUUAAUGAACAACAGUGUAUUUGGUAGGACUAUGAUGAACACAAGAAACCAUAAAGAUAUAAAAUUAAUUAAUGAUGAAGAAAAAUUAGAAAAUUAAACUGCUAAACCAAAUUUUGAUCGAGCGACUCUUUUUACAGAAAACUUAGUAGCUGUACAUAUGAAAAAAAAAAUGGCUAAACUAAAACAACUAAUUUAUUNUUUCAGAUUAUCCAGAGAAUAAUAAAUAUGGAAUACCACGAAUAAAUAAAAAAGUUCCAGGUAAAUUUAAAGAUGAACUUAAUGGUCAAAUAAUGACAGAGUUUGUUGGGUUAAGAUCUAAAUUAUAUACAUAUAAAAUAUUUGAAAAUAAAAAUGAAAUUAAAAAAGCAAAAGGUGUGAAAAACCUAUAG
This is a messenger RNA of Cinara cedri, 792 nucleotides long. The record is from the annotation of a GenBank genome assembly. Lineage: Eukaryota; Metazoa; Arthropoda; Insecta; Hemiptera; Aphididae.